GCUGAUUUCGGUUAAUUCCGAUGACUGAAGAAAAACAGAGAAGGACAGACCUUCGUUUUGCGAGCAUACACGCCAAUCGCGCCGUUGCUCAUCCAUCGGUUAUACAUACGUUGCUGUGUUUUUUUUGUUUCUGAGAUCCACGUACAACAUCGUAACCAUCUCGUGUAUAUAAGCGGUGCGACGAUCCGGCAACCCGCGCAUAUCGAGAAAUCAAGUAUCAUGUCUCACGGCGGUAGAAACGAAUGUAGAAUAUAUGUUGGGAAUCUGCCGCCGGACAUCCGUACGAAGGAUAUCCAAGAUCUCUUCUACAAGUUCGGUAAAGUUACUUUCGUUGACCUGAAAAAUCGCCGGGGUCCGCCUUUCGCUUUCGUUGAGUUCGACGAUCCAAGAGAUGCAGAGGAUGCAGUGCAUGCAAGGGACGGUUAUGACUAUGAUGGCUAUAGGCUAAGAGUGGAGUUUCCUCGAGGUGGUGGACCUAGCAACAACUUUCGUGGUGGACGUGGAGCUGGAGAUAGCGGUAGAGGUGGUCGCGGUGAAAUGAGCAAUUCUCGUGGUCGUGGUCCACCAGCACGUAGAUCACAAUAUAGAGUUCUCGUUAGUGGUUUACCUCCUUCGGGUAGCUGGCAAGAUCUCAAGGAUCAUAUGCGCGAGGCUGGUGAUGUAUGCUUCGCUGAUGUUUACAAGGAUGGCACUGGAGUGGUCGAAUUUCUCAGGCAUGAUGACAUGAAAUAUGCUGUGAAAAAGUUGGAUGACUCGAGAUUUAGAUCACACGAGGGAGAGGUAGCUUACAUACGGGUGAAGGAAGAUCAUAGCGGUGGUGAUAGAGGACGCAGCGAAGAUAGGGAAAGAGGUCGUAGCCGUUCUCGCAGUUACAGUCCACGACGUCGUGGUUCUCCUACUUAUUCGCCAUUACGGCGUAAUUAUUCGCGAUCAAGAUCUCGCUCCAGAUCUCGUUCGUACGACUAGUGUGUACGUAUGUGUUUCACAUGGUAAUAUAAGUACAGGUUUAUAUUGAUAUUUGCUCUUUACCAUGUUUCAUUAUUGCUGAUUUAAACUUCACUCGGAAACUUUUCCUUCAGUCCAACGAGAAUUUUGUAAAAACAUUUAAAUUAAUUUCUUGAAUUGAUUGCUUGACUUUAUUAACUGAUUAAUUAAUUGUAUUGUAUCUCUGAUGUGUAAUUAGAGCACGGUUUAUUUCGUAUAUACGUCACGAUUAUACUUUAAGUUCUUUACUUUUGAAAAACAUGUCAUUCAAUCCAGAAGCAAGUUGAUUUAGCGAUUUCAUUUUUAGUCAUCAGUCUAACAAUAGCACUGGAUAUUUCAAGAUAAUUGUGAUAAUCCUAUUGAAUCUUAUUAUCCUUAAAAAAGUGAAAUCGUGCUCGUAAUAGUUAUUUCUCAUUCAAAUUCAUGGAUCUAAUGUACAUUGAAAGAUACAUUCCUUCACAUAUACUUGUCAACUUGUUUUGUCAUCACUACCACUUAUGAAAUGUGUAACAAUUUUGAUGUAUUAUUAAUGAGCCUUCUGAAACAAAAUUAGAUCUAAAUUUUUAAUAUUUAGCUAUCAUUUAUUCUGGCUUAACUUUGAUUAUAAGUGGUAAAUAUACCAACAUCAUUAAUGUAUAUUCUUCACUGACAAUAACUCGUUUACUAAUACACGUUUCUAACAAUGGUAAUUACUUUAAUGUAGUAUAUAAAAUAUAUCCAUGCUCAAGUUUUCAUUUGUAUUUGGAUAUACUUUGCAUAAUGAAACACAAAAUUUUAAAGCUUGCCUAAAAAAAAA
Molecule: messenger RNA, 1780 nt
Organism: Pogonomyrmex barbatus (red harvester ant)
Lineage: Eukaryota; Metazoa; Arthropoda; Insecta; Hymenoptera; Formicidae
Gene: SF2
Product: splicing factor 2
Cellular component (GO): nucleus; cytoplasm
Molecular function (GO): mRNA binding
Source: RefSeq, a predicted model, not a curated record